Ornithodoros turicata is the source of this 1019-nucleotide messenger RNA. It is a transcript of the gene Atg10, whose product is annotated as ubiquitin-like-conjugating enzyme ATG10. Lineage: Eukaryota; Metazoa; Arthropoda; Arachnida; Ixodida; Argasidae. Gene Ontology annotation, biological process: protein modification by small protein conjugation; protein lipidation; macroautophagy. The coding region runs from base 230 to 859 and encodes 209 amino acids. The record is from RefSeq and is a predicted model, not a curated record. The transcript is spliced from 7 exons. Gene Ontology annotation, cellular component: intracellular anatomical structure. Gene Ontology annotation, molecular function: Atg12 transferase activity.
AGUAGUAGUGAGCGAUCGUUCAUAGUAGCUCCCCACCCUCAGCGGGAGGAAGUGGAAUCGGCCUGGCCAUAUGCCCGAGGCCUACAGUUUCACCGCUCCACUUUUGUUUGAAACGCGUUUGCGACAUGAAACGACACACGUGAGCCAUUAUGAAGCGUUCUUAAUAUCGUAAUCAAACGAGUGGGCAACGAGGGCACGGCAAAGCGUGUAGCCCCAUGACGCCGGGUUCAUGGUGAAAGAUGGUGGACGUAGGAUAAGGGUAGAAAACUCGGUGAAAACCGUGAAAACAGCUACUCUCCACGUAGGACUUGGAUGCGUCCGCCUCGUCACUUCCUGUGCGGCGCAUCUCCGCAUUUUUGUGAAUGGAGAAAUGUUGGAAUGGGACGAAUUUCAACGUUGCGCGAAAGAAAUUGAGCUCCUGUCAGCGAGCAUAGACGAUGGCUGGCAUUUCGUAGAAGAAAAGGAUAAGCCAGGCUACCUGGAGAAGAGAACUGUGUUCCGGGAUCCGCAGAACCAUGAAUUGGUUAUAAAGGGUCUGUACCACGUUGUCUACAGCCUCAGCUACGAAGUUCCUGUGCUCUACUUCAACAUGUGGAGGCAAGAUGGGUCCCUAGUGCCACUGAACGAAGUGUGGGCCAUAUCGGGGACGGAACAGUCAGACUGGUGGUCCACCAUCACACAGCAGGAGCAUCCAAUCCUGCACACUCCUUUCUUCCAACUCCAUCCUUGCAAGACUCAAGACCUCAUGAAGCAGCUCAGGUCACAAGGAGGGCAUGGAAACUAUCUGGUGACAUGGCUCAGCAUGGUCGGCCCCAUGGCUGCCCUUACGGUGCCCACAGAGUAUGCUAAGCUCUCCUAAAACAGACCAAAACAGUACACGUUCCUGGUUGCUGAAGAAGAGUCCUGUUGGGUGACCUGCCACUUUUAUGGUCCAGGGUGGCCAACAUCGAAGAUGCAACUGCAUAAAGCAUGCAUUGCAUUGCAUCUCAGAGUAAUAGAUAAAAUAGAAUUACAUGUCG